Messenger RNA from Laetiporus sulphureus 93-53, 939 nucleotides. Its product is annotated as NAD-P-binding protein. The transcript has 8 exons. NCBI's taxonomy places the organism in Eukaryota, Fungi, Basidiomycota, Agaricomycetes, Polyporales, Laetiporaceae. The coding region runs from base 1 to 939 and encodes 312 amino acids. The record is from RefSeq and is a predicted model, not a curated record.
AUGGCAGAAGCUGUGCUGGAACAACUCUCCGCGAGUGCGAUAUUUGAUUUGCGAGGCGUCGUGGCAGUGGUCACCGGUGGUCUCAUGAUAAGCUCGACGUUGAUGGCAAACGGCGCCACAGUGUAUAUUAUUGGGCCUAAACAAGCAGAUCUAGACAAAAUUGCGAAUGUGUAUAAUGAAGGUGCCAAGAAAACCAACAGACCUGGGAGGAUUUAUGGCAUUGAGGGUGAUAUCAGGCGCAAAUCCGAAGCAUUGCGUUUGGCAGAAGAAGUGGGCAAGCGAGAGAAACACGUCACCGUCUUAUUCAACAAUGCCGGCAUCCUAGCGAGCGCAUUUACUGAACCGACAGCGAAGACCGCUGAGGCGUUCCGAGCCGCAUACUUCGAUACGGUCUCUGAGGGGGAUUUCAUCAACUCUCUAGAGACGAAUGCAGUCGGUCCGUUUUGGCUCACCUUCGCGUUUCUGCCGCUUCUCGAGAAAUGGAAAGAGUAUGAGGGUGGGACCAGGCGAUUUGCGCCGCAGAUUAUCAUGACCUCAAGCAUGAACGGCUGGACGAAGGAUCCCAGGACGGCCAGCUGCUCGUUCCCAUACAUCUUCUCGAAAUCCGCCAUCGGGCAUGCAACGUCAUCUCUAGCACACGAGCUGUUGCCUCUGGGAAUCAGAGUCAAUGGCAUCGCGCCCGGCUUGUUUCCAACCGAGAUGUCGGCCCCGGGGACAAUAAAUCCCCUCGGAAUCUCGCAUAUUCCGUCUGAGCUGCACUUCCCAUUUGAAGUGCCUACCUCGCAACCGCCUCUUACACCGGGAGGUCCGCCCCUCCAUGCCGGGACACGCAGGGAUAUGGGCUCCUUAGCGCUGUUCCUUGUGGCUAAUUGGUAUGUCAAUGGCGAAACGGUGCUGAUCGAUGGCGGAACCUUAUUGAAACAUCCAUCUUCAUAUUGA